AUGUUGUCCGCAUUUACCGCGCGGCCGCUGGUCGAGCUCAAACCGCGCGACAAAUCCAAAAUCGACUCCGUGCUGGCCUAUGGCGACCGUCUUCUCGCUGGCCUCAACAACGGCACGCUCCGUAUCUACCGCGUGACUGACGAUGGCAAGACCGAGCUGCUGCGGGAGCUGGAGAAGUUCUCCCGGUACAAGAUCGAGCAGCUGGCGUUGGUGAAAGAGGCGAAGGUGCUGGUCUCGCUGGCAGGCGGGUAUGUUUCUCUUCACGACUCGCAGACGUACGAGCUCCACGAGCAGCUGGCGCAAACGAAGGGCGCCUCUGCGUUUGCGAUCACAUCCAAUGUCGUUCACGAUCCCGAUACCAAUGUUCCUGCGAUUGUCUCGCGACUGGCAGUUGCCGUCAAGCGGAAGCUCUUGAUGUGGGUUUGGCGCGACAUGGAGCUGGAGCCCAAUGUUGCCGAGUUGAGCUUGGUUAGCGCGAUCAAAACAACGACCUGGGUGUCUGCGACACGCCUGGUGGUGGGAUUAAGUUCCAGCUUUGUGAUGGUCGAUAUCGAGUCUGGCCAGGUGACGGAGCUCGCGGGACCGGGCAGCAUGGAGGAAGCUGGGCGGUUUCAGGGGGUUGGGGCAGCGAGCAUGAGCUACAUCGGCAUGGGAGGCAUGGUGCCACGUCCGCUUACUACAAGACUCCGCGAAGGGCAGAUUCUGUUGGCCAAGGAUAUCAACACACACUUUAUUGAUGUGGAUGGUCAACCCCUCGGCCGACGACAGAUUCCAUGGAGCCACGCCCCCGUGGAGAUCGGGUACUCCUAUCCUUUUUUGCUAGCGCUGCAUGAUACGGCCAAAGGUGUUCUGGAAGUACGCAACCCGGAAACUCUGUCUCUCCUACAAUCGAUCCCGCUUCCUUCGGCGUGCAUUCUGCACAUCCCGCAGCCGAAUAUCAGCCUGGCACAUGCGGGUAAAGGAUUCCUGGUCGCAAGUGAUAGAAUCAUUUGGCGAAUGGAAGCCCUUAGCUAUGACACACAGAUCGACACUCUCGUUGAGAAAGGAUACCUGGACGAGGCGAUCAGCCUGUUAAGUAUGCUGGAAGAUGCUCUCUUACAAGAUAAAGCCGGUCGACUGCGCACAGCAAAGCUUGAGAAAGCGCAGAGUUUGUUUGCCUUGCAUAAAUAUCGUGAUUCAUUAGAUCUGUUUACUGAGGUUUCGGCUCCUCCGGAGACUGUUAUUCGUCUAUACCCAAAGCUCAUUGCAGGAGACCUUUCUGCCGUUCCCGACCAAAAUGGCUCUGAUACAAAGACGAACGGCGACCAUACGGAUGGAUCUUCAGAGGCUGCGGCCGCGACGGCAAGUCAAUCUCUCUAUGCGACCUCUGCAAAAUCUUUGCUCCGAAGAGCCGAGGAAGGAAGUGAGACAAGCAGCAUUCGCGGGGAUGACAAAGACAAAGAUCUGAAGAACUCGGUACGCGAAUUACAGGGAUACCUGGCCGAUGUCCGUCGACGCUUCCAGCGAUUUUUGGGGCCUGAUGGUACGCUCAAGGUGCCAGUGCCCACUGAAGCCACCGAUGAGGCAAGCAGCUCCGUGCUCAAAUUACUUGAUUUUCCCACCGCAGAGAACUUUCUGGAAACCCUUCGUUCCAAGGCGCGACUUGUCGAUACCACGCUAUUCCGCGCACACAUGUAUGCCACACCAUCGUUGGCCGGGUCACUGUUUCGGAUUGCCAACUUUUGUGAACCCGAUGUGGUGAUGGAACGCCUUGAGGAGACCGGUCGAUAUAACGAUUUGAUCGAUUUCCUCUAUGGCAAACGGUUGCAUCGCCAGGCGUUGGAGCUAUUACGACGUUUCGGGCACGAAGAAUCGGGUCUGUUGAGCGGACCCACGCGCACUGUUGCAUACCUGCAAAACCUACCACCCGACCAGAUCGAUUUGAUUCUCGAGUUUGGCGAAUGGCCGCUUCGCACUAACCAUGAAUUGGGCAUGGAGGUAUUUCUGGCGGAAACCGAAAAUGCCGAAACACUGCCUCGGCUGCGGGUACUUGAUUUCUUGGAGAAGAUUGAUGAAAAGCUCGCUGUUUGGUAUCUGGAACAUGUCGUUCAAGAGUGGAACGAAUUGAGCCCAGAUUUGCACCAACGACUUUUGAUGCUAUACCUUGACCAGGUCAACGCCGAUAAGAAUGACGCCAAGAGCAAGGCAAAAUUCCUGUCAAUGCUCCGCGAGAGUGAACAGUAUUCGCUAGCCAAGACGCUAGACCGGUUGGAUCGAGAGGAUCCUGAUUUCUAUGAGCCGCGCGCUAUUAUAUUCAGUAAGAUGGGACAACAUCGCCAGGUCCUGGAAAUCUACGUUUUCAAGUUAGAAGACCACGAGAAAGCAGAAGAAUACUGUAAUCAAGUUCAUCUUUCCGAGAUGACCACUCAGGCUGGAGACAACCAAGAUGAGGAGGCUGCAGACAACUCCAUUUAUCUCACCCUGCUGUCUCUCUACCUGUCACCACCACAUGGCUACCAGCCGCAACACAGUCCCGCCUUGGCUGUCCUUGCCAAACAUGGGUCUCGGCUCCCAGCAGACGCUGCACUUACUCUCAUUCCUGUCAAUCUGCCCGUCCAAGAACUGGAGUUUUACUUCAAGGGCAGGAUGCGGGCCGCCAAUUCCGUUUUUAACGAAGCCCGUAUUGUGGCAAACCUGCGAAAGGCACGCGACGUGCAGACCCAGGCUCAGCUCGCACUUGGUGACGGUGUUCGGAACGGCGGGACCCGGGCUCGUCAUGUCACUAUCACGGAGGAGCGGAUCUGCGGCGUGUGUCACAAGCGACUGGGCGGAAGUGUGAUCAAUGUAUUUCCCGACAACAUGGUCGUCCAUCUGGGCUGUGCCAAUCGCGUGCCAAGCAAUGUUCAUUCCGGAUAG
Messenger RNA from Penicillium macrosclerotiorum, 2895 nucleotides. Its product is annotated as putative vacuolar morphogenesis protein AvaB. Gene Ontology annotation, biological process: vesicle-mediated transport; intracellular protein transport; endosomal vesicle fusion. The transcript has 5 exons. Lineage: Eukaryota; Fungi; Ascomycota; Eurotiomycetes; Eurotiales; Aspergillaceae. Gene Ontology annotation, cellular component: fungal-type vacuole membrane; cytoplasm. The coding region runs from base 1 to 2895 and encodes 964 amino acids. The record is from RefSeq and is a predicted model, not a curated record.